CGUUUUGGGUGGCUGAGCAGAGAAGUGUACCUGGCUAUCGUGUUAAUCCCGGGCAGGUGGUCUUGGCUGCCAUGUUAAGGCCGGGAAAGUAUUCUUACGGCUGUCACUUUACGUCUGGGCAAGUACUUUUACCUGCCAUGUUGAAAGAGAGAAUGGUCACCUGACUUGCCUGGUCCCGCCUCCUCGUAGUGGGAACAGCGGGUAUCACGUGACCUCUGGGGUUCCCUGUCUUGAGAGGCCACGUGGGUUGUUUCGCGGAUCAGAAUUUUGAAUCCAGUAUGGCUGAGAAGAAAACCAGAGGAGGACAGUUCCUGCUGCUUUUCCUAAUAAUCGCAGUUGCUUUCACACAUUUAGCCAUUUGCCCAUUUACCAAAGUGGAGGAAAGCUUUAACCUGCAGGCCAUUCAUGACAUUGUGUACCAUAAAUUGGACCUCGAAAAGUAUGAUCAUCAUGAAUUUCCUGGAGUUGUACCAAGAACAUUCCUUGGUCCAAUAUUUAUUGCUCUGCUUUCCAGCCCAGCCAUCUGUGUGCUGUCUCUGUUGCAGAUGUCUAAGUUCUACACCCAGGUGAUAGCUCGCGGAAGCUUGGGGCUGUGUGUGAUUUAUGCCUUGUGGCGGUUGCACAAAGAAGUCAGGAAGCAGUUUGGUUCAACUGUGUCUAUGGUUUUCUGUCUGAUCACUGCAACUCAGUUUCACCUGAUGUUUUACUGUACUCGGACCCUCCCUAACAUGUUUGCCCUUCCUGUAGUUCUGCUGGCAGCUACAUCAUGGAUUCAGCAAAAGCAAUUCUCAUUUAUCUGGUUCUCAAGUUUGGCAAUAAUUGUCUUCAGAGCUGAACUUUGUAUCUUCCUGGGUCUGAUGCUUCUAGUGACCCUAUUUAAUAAACGACUUUCUGUUCUGAAAAUGCUUUCCUAUGCCAUACCCGCUGGGGCUUUUUGGUUAGGAUUCACAGUGGUCACAGACUCUGUGUUUUGGAGGCAAGUUCUAUGGCCUGAAGGAAAAGUGCUUUGGUAUAACAUUGUUUUAAAUAAAAGUUCCAACUGGGGUACCUCUCCUUUCUUGUGGUAUUUUUAUUCAGCCUUGCCUCGAGGUCUGGGGUGCAGUAUUCUUUUCAUACCACUAGGUGCAGUAGACAGAAGAAUCCGAGUUUUGAUUCUACCUGCGAUUGGCUUUAUUUUCUUAUAUUCGUUUUUGCCACAUAAAGAACUUCGGUUUAUCAUAUAUACUUUCCCAGUUUUCAACAUAGUGGCUGCCAAAGGCUGCUCUCGGAUACUAAACAAUUACAAGAAAUCUUGGCUGUAUAAGUUGGGAUCUCUCUUUGUUGUAGUGCACCUGCUAGCAAAUGCAGCUUACUCGGGUGUGUCACUCUACGUAUCACACUUCAAUUAUCCUGGAGGAGUUGCGAUGCAAAAAUUGCACCAGUUGGUGCCUCCAACCAAAAAUGUUUCUGUCCACAUUGAUGCAGCCUCAGCACAAACUGGAGUCUCUCGAUUUUUAGAAGUCAAUUCAAAUUGGAAGUAUGACAAACGGGAAGACCUGAAACCAGGUGACCAGCUCAUGUUCUCGUACACACACAUACUUAUGGAGAUGGAUCCUAUUCAGGUGUCACAUUACAAGAUGACCCACCGCAUAGUGGCACAAAUUCCUGGGACUACUGGGAUUACCUUGAAUUUCACUGUAUUACCUCCAUUUACUUUAAACUUGAAAUCCCAACUAGCAUUGUUGGAAAAGCUUCCCACUUAAGAACCAUAAUUCCCCCCCACACACACACACAUGGGAACUGUGAGAGACCGAAAGAAUCUUUCAGGGUCUUUUUCCUUCUAUGAGCAGUUGGAAUGUUCUAAUGUUGUGUAUAUACACAUUUAUAUAUAAUCUAGUUGUAUAUAUUACCAUUUUACAUAAUGUUUAUGAUAUGAGAUACAGUUUAAAAUUACAUGAUAUACUUCUAACAAAUGGUG
Messenger RNA from Gekko japonicus, 1957 nucleotides. RefSeq names its product ALG12, alpha-1,6-mannosyltransferase (gene ALG12). Gene Ontology annotation, cellular component: endoplasmic reticulum membrane. Gene Ontology annotation, molecular function: alpha-1,6-mannosyltransferase activity. The transcript is spliced from 11 exons. Lineage: Eukaryota; Metazoa; Chordata; Lepidosauria; Squamata; Gekkonidae. The record is from RefSeq and is a predicted model, not a curated record. Gene Ontology annotation, biological process: protein N-linked glycosylation. The coding region runs from base 279 to 1742 and encodes 487 amino acids.